Molecule: messenger RNA, 749 nt
Organism: Macrosteles quadrilineatus (aster leafhopper)
Lineage: Eukaryota; Metazoa; Arthropoda; Insecta; Hemiptera; Cicadellidae
Product: peptidoglycan-recognition protein SB2-like
Exons: 4
Coding region: 118-639 (173 amino acids)
Biological process (GO): peptidoglycan catabolic process
Molecular function (GO): N-acetylmuramoyl-L-alanine amidase activity; zinc ion binding
Source: RefSeq, a predicted model, not a curated record
UGUAACUGUUUGCGAGUGUGUAUAAAAUGAGAAAUUGGCGACUAAUUUUAAAGUCUAAGGAAAAGUUUUUCAUAAAUAUUUAGUGUUUUACAUGUUUCUUUGGACAUAUCUGCAAUUAUGACAGAUCCUGGUCUGACCACCUCUACGGCCCGCACAUUUCGCUGGGAGAGGGAGCGAAGACACACAGAGCUGGUGAUAGUCCCUAGGGACGAGUGGGGAGGGCCUCCACUCCUGGAGUGUGAAUACUUCGAGAAACCGUUCCUCUCGAACCCCGUGCCUCACAUCAUCUUGUCCUACACGGAGACAGAUGUCCUCUUCAGUCCAGAGGAAUGUAAGGAGAAGCUGUACCAGAUGCAUCUGGACGCUGUAGAAAGAGGACUGUGGACUGUUCCUUUCAACUUUGUAGUCGGUGGUGAUGGCACCGUGUACGAAUGCAGGGGCUGGAAAAGAAAGCCUGAACGAAGCAGAGUUUUCCCAGCUUUGUGGGGAGAAAGUAUGGAAAUAGCUCACUUUGGGAGAAAGGGUAAACCACCAUCGAUAAAUCAAAUCAACGGUUCCUGGCUUUUAACUUUGUUUGGAAUGUCAAAGAAAUAUAUCACACACAAGUCUAUGCCCGACCGACAUCCUUUAUUUGUAUAGUGUAUUGCUAGAAAAUGUGUGUCAAGUCGUGUAAUUAUACCCUAAGCUUUAUGUAUAUAAUGUUAAACUUGUGUUAUUGUAAUAAACAUUUGAAACUGUUUGCUUUACUA